AUGAAGGCUCUUAUCGUAUUAGCAGUUUGCGUGGCGUCUGCUUUCGCAGGCUACCAGAAGGAUCUAUGGCUUGAAAAAAAUCGCGUUCGACCAGUUGGCCUGGAAGGAUUCGUCGAGUCGAAUUACACGGGAAUGAUUGUGGGAGGAACUGAAGUCAAUAUUGCCGAUUUUCCCUACCAGCUUUCUCUGCGCUCAAAUGAUAAUCACAUUUGUGGUGCUUCCAUCAUCGCCAGUAAUUGGGCACUGUCCGCUGCUCACUGUACCUAUCCAAUGCCGUCCCUUAGCUCGAUUACACUGCGUGGAGGAAGCUCAAGUCGAACUACCGGAGGAAUCAUUUUCCAGGCCGCACAGAUCGUGAACCAUCCGUCGUACAACCCAAGCACGAUUGAUAGCGAUGUUUGCGUUAUUCGCAUUACUACGUCCUUUGUUGGAACCCACAUCUCUCCGAUCACAAUUGUACCAAUGGGAACUAGCUUUGCGGCUGGAACCCGCAGUGUAGUAUCCGGAUGGGGUCUAACCGCUCCUGGGGGAUCAUCGCCGAUCUAUUUACACGCUGUGGACAUUCCUGUCGUGGGUCAAGAUGCUUGCCGGAACCAAUGGGGAGCUCAAAGAAUCACUGAUAACAUGGUUUGUGCUGGUGAACCUGGACGCGACUCGUGCAACAUGGACAGUGGCGGUCCACUCGUCACUGGAGGACGUCAGUUCGGUAUUGUAUCGUGGGGUUCUAGUCAGUGUGGCGGAGAAUUAGCUGGAGUAUACGCCAACAUUGGUGCAACCAGCAUUCGUAACUUUAUCGCUUCGAAUACUGGAGUGUAG
Messenger RNA from Sabethes cyaneus, 816 nucleotides. Its product is annotated as trypsin alpha-3-like. The coding region runs from base 1 to 816 and encodes 271 amino acids. Gene Ontology annotation, biological process: proteolysis. The record is from RefSeq and is a predicted model, not a curated record. Gene Ontology annotation, molecular function: serine-type endopeptidase activity. The transcript is spliced from 3 exons. NCBI's taxonomy places the organism in Eukaryota, Metazoa, Arthropoda, Insecta, Diptera, Culicidae.